Messenger RNA from Exophiala bonariae, 1740 nucleotides. RefSeq lists its product as uncharacterized. The record is from RefSeq and is a predicted model, not a curated record. Gene Ontology annotation, molecular function: protein tyrosine kinase activity; ATP binding; protein serine/threonine kinase activity. The transcript has 2 exons. Bases 1 to 1740 code for a protein of 579 amino acids. NCBI's taxonomy places the organism in Eukaryota, Fungi, Ascomycota, Eurotiomycetes, Chaetothyriales, Herpotrichiellaceae. Gene Ontology annotation, biological process: peptidyl-threonine phosphorylation; peptidyl-serine phosphorylation. Gene Ontology annotation, cellular component: cytoplasm.
AUGCGACCCAGUCUGCUCAAGCGGGCUCGUAGCCAUACGAACCGCCAGGCCAUAAGUGAUUUUAUGCACUCUCGUGGGAAUUCACCCCAUCCCGCAGCCGACACCAUCUCCGGACAUAAAACCAUCGAAGAAGAAACCCUACCCAAGUACAAUGCUGACACUUUCUACCCUGUUCGGUUGGGAGAAACCCUCAACGACCGUUACAAAGUUCUGGUCAAAUUGGGCUUUGGCAUGACAGCAACUGUAUGGUUGGCCAAAGAUCUGAAAGCGGCUGAAAAUUCUGGAAACCGCAAAUAUGUCACCAUCAAGAUCAAUGUCAACACUUUGAGCGAUGACUAUUUGAAAGGCCGUAGGGCCAUCGCCCAAAAGCUUUUUUCUGCAAAUCCUGACCAUGUAGGUUAUACUCACAUCAGGUUUAUGCUUGACACUUUCAAAGUCAAAAGCAAGCACGGUGAACAUCUGUGCAUUGUUUACGAUGUCUUACGAGAACCCAUCGACCUCUGCAUGGAGAAAUUUCCCGGCCGCCGGUUUAGUUGUGAGAAAAUUCGUGUGUUGUUACCCGCUUUACUCACAGGCCUCGACUAUCUGCACUCUGAAGCUGGAGUGGUACAUACCGAUCUCAAAGCGGACAACAUCAUGAUGGGACUUGGCGAUCCAACCAUCCUGGAUCGAUUUGUACAACGCGAGCUCGAACAUCCUGCACCACGCAAAGCCCCGGAUCAUCAUGGGCGCAUCAUUUAUACCUCAUGUAGUGAUUUUGGCGAGGCACCCACCAUGGCGGUUAUUGCUUCUGCCAAGAUCACCGAUAUCGGUCUUGCCGUUUUCGGAGAUGAGAAGAAUUAUAAGCCCAUCCAGUCCAACGCAUUCAUGGCCCCUGAAGUUAUCCUCCAAUGUGGAUGGUCAUAUCCUGCAGAUAUUUGGAAUCUGGCAGUCAUGCUAUGGGAUCUGUUUGAAAACUUUGGUCUGUUUGAUUCCAUCGAUACAAGACCAGGCCACUAUCAACCAGCCAAGCAUCUAGGUUUGAUGAUAGCGCUGAUGGGACCUCCACCAAAGGAAUUUCUCAAGAGAGGAGCAAAAUCCAAUCAGUUUUUCGACUCACAGGGCGAGUUCAAGUACCCAGAUUAUGUUUUGAAGGAUCUCGACUGGGAGGCCUCUGUUUCGCGUCUUCGAGGAGAAGAGAAAGAUUUAUUUAUUGAUUUCGCAAAGAAGAUGAUUACUUGGGUUCCUGAGGAAAGGUGGACGGCGAAGCAAUUACUUGAGCACCCUUUCCUGACCAAGGAGCGCGAUCCCAACUAUUUGACACCCACACCCAGUCUCAGUCGUGCAUCGACAGCCUCCAUGGGUUCAAUAAUACCUUCCCGGACAGCCACGCCCGGCCCGCCACCGACCUCCCACCCAGUCGGUGGAUCCACGCUUACAGUUCCAUCUCAUCCUGGGCCUUCGUCCUCAUCACCAAAGCCUCUCGAAAGAACAUCAUCACGUCCCUCAACCCCUGGACAAGCAGACCUGGAUCUAUCUCGACCACCUUCACGCGCAUCAACCUUCAGUAUGAAUUCUACUAAUUUAACAACCCGACCGAAGCCGAAAGAACGCGCCACGAGUGAUACUACCCACCUGGCUAGUAUUAACGUUGAUAAUAAAUGUUCACAAGAUCUCAUCAACUCGAUUCUGAAUAGACCCAAGCAUCCGAAGGCCAAUGGAAAAGUUCACGAAGAGCCCAUUAUGGAGGAGCCAAGUUGA